Molecule: messenger RNA, 1163 nt
Organism: Saccostrea echinata
Lineage: Eukaryota; Metazoa; Mollusca; Bivalvia; Ostreida; Ostreidae
Product: opsin-VA-like
Exons: 5
Coding region: 117-779 (220 amino acids)
Biological process (GO): G protein-coupled receptor signaling pathway
Cellular component (GO): membrane
Molecular function (GO): G protein-coupled receptor activity
Source: RefSeq, a predicted model, not a curated record
CGAAAACGUAACAGUCUUGUUCCUGCCGAUUACUUCAUAGUGAACCUCGCUGUUAGUGAUUUAAUUCUCUCUGUUGUGGGGCUUCCUUUCGGAAUAUCCUCCUCCUUUUUUCAUCGAUGGAAAUUUGGUACAGGAGGAUGCAGUGCCUAUGGGUGUCUGGGAUUUUUUUGUGGGGUGGUCAGCAUAUCUACUCUAGCCUUGAUGAGUUUCUCCAGAUAUAUCCAUGUGUGCAAAUCCAGCAAAUCUUCUUCUCUCUCAAAAUACACAAAUUUCUUCAUCAUUGGAAGUUACGUGUACGCAUGCCUCUGGGCAUCACUUCCUUUGUUAGGAUGGGGCCAAUACGGAGUGGAGCCGUAUGGAACUUCCUGUACGCUAAAGUGGACAGCCAACAAAGACAUUGCAGAGCAUUCCGAACAGUGCGCAGCAAAACGGGAGACAACAUUCGGAAAAGAGAGGAAUAUCUUAUCAAGAUGGCUUUUAUGAUGUGUUGUGCUUUCAUGUUGACAUGGACGCCGUACGCUGUCGUCAGCUUUUGGGCGGCUUAUGGUGAAGCAAACAGCAUUCCCCUGAGACUAACACUAGCUUCAGUCCUCAUAGCCAAGACCUCCACGAUAUGGAACCCAUUAAUAUACUUCAUACUGAACAAAAAAUUCAAGCCUCACAUUCGACUUUUUCUCAGAACAUUUUUCAGGUACGAUAACAAUGCUCAACAGAGACGACAGAGAAGCCUUUGGCAUUUUUGUCAUAGUCGAUCGUCAACUAUGUCUUCAUCUAUUUAAAAUGGAUCCGGGAAUCACGCAUUAGCGUGUAGAAGAUGGAAGCCAUUUCCCGAUUACUUUCGAGCUUGAAGAUUAUUUCAUGAGAAAAUUGGUCAAAAGAUUCUGUGAUUUAAUGCUUCCUGUGAACGACCAUUAUAUGAAUGCCAAAGAUACUCACGAAUCCUUUUAAUUAAUUAACAUUGUAUGUUGUUUGUUUUAGUUGUCAUGUGAUUUUUUUUCAUCUAAGUAUGAAAGUGAAAAUAUUUUUUUUCGCCUUUAAAUAUACAAGUAUACAACACUUGUAUUUCCCCGAACCUUAUAUCCGUAGGGGUUCAUUUAAUGUCUUGCAACAAGACAAUUUCAUUUCACGAAAAUGAUUUUAUUAUGUUUAUAAAUUUUGAAUCC